AUGUCUAGAGUUCAGAUAUCUAUUGAUAGAGGUGGAACUUUCACUGAUAUAUGGGCAAAUAUCCCAAACAAAGGUGAAAUAGUGUUUAAACUACUUUCAGUGGAUCCAAGUAACUAUAACGAUGCACCAACUGAAGGGAUUAGAAGAAUCUUGGAGUCAUUCACUGGGAAAGAGAUCCCAAAAGGUUCAAAGUUAGAUGGUAAUCUAAUCGAAUGGAUUAAAAUGGGUACAACAGUUGCAACUAAUGCCCUUCUUGAACGUAAAGGUGAAAAAUUUGUUUAUGUUACCACUCAAGAUUUCCAUGAUGUUUUGAAAAUUGGUACUCAAGCAAGACCUGAAUUGUUCAAUCUACAUAUAAAGAAGCCUGCUCCUUUAUAUGAUGAAGUUUUACAAGUUGAAGAAAGAAUCACCAUCGAAACUUCAAGUGAUGAUCCAAAUCAACAGGAAGUCGACGUUAGCUCUGAUCCUAACUUACGCUUGACAGAUUCUGGUUCCAUAAUAAGGAUAAUCAAACCAUUGAACGUGGAAAAGACAACCAGUGAUCUAGAAGGAUUAUAUUCCAAAGGUUACAGAAAUCUAGCAAUUGCGUUUGCACAUUCAUUUGUUUACAACAAGCAUGAAAAAAUGGUGAAGGAUAUCGCACUAAAAAUUGGAUUCAAAUAUGUUACUCUAUCUUCGGAAAUCUCACCAAUUAUUGGGAUUUUAAACAGAGGUAACUCUGCAAGUAUUGAUGCCUACUUAACACCACACGUUCAAAAAUAUAUUGAUAACUUUUUAAGUUCAUUCAGUAAUAAACCAAGAGUAGAGUUUAUGAAAAGUGACGGUGGGUUAUGCUCAGCUUCCAAAUUUAGUGGAUUGAAUGCAAUUUUGUCGGGCCCUGCAGGUGGUGUUGUUGGAUUUUCACAGACUGCUUAUGAAUCCAAACCUGUUAUAGGAUUUGAUAUGGGUGGUACCUCAACUGAUGUUUGUAGAUUUGGUGGUCAAUUAGAAGUUGAUUAUGAAAAUAAUACUGCUGGGAUUGAAAUAUUUGCUCCACAAUUACAGAUUCAUACCGUUGCUGCAGGUGGUGGAUCUAUCUUGAAAUGGGAAAAUGGAUUAUUCCAUGCUGGUCCUGAAUCUGCUUCUGCUCAUCCGGGUCCUGCUUGUUAUAAGAAAGGUGGUCCUUUGACCAUUACUGAUGCUAAUUUGUUCCUUGGUAGAUUAGUUAAAUCUCAAUUCCCAAAUAUCUUUGGACCAAAUGCAGAUGAACCAUUAGAUGAUCAAACAACUACUGAAAAAUUCAUUGAAUUAACUAAAGUGAUUAAUAAAGACACUGGUAAAAACUUUACACCACAACAAGUUGCUUUGGGAUUUUUAAAAGUUGCAAAUGAAACAAUGUCAAGAAGUAUAAGAGAAGUCACUGAAGCUAGAGGUUUUGCUACAAAGGAACAUGACUUGACAUCUUUUGGUGGUGCUGGUGGUCAACACUGUUGUGCUAUUGCUAAGAAUCUAGGGAUCAAUAGAAUCAUCAUCCAUAAAUAUUCCUCAAUCUUGUCUGCUUAUGGUAUGACUUUAGCUGAUAAUAGUACUGAGUUUAGGGAGCCUUUCAAAGGUGAUUUGAAUCAAGAAUCUCUACAAAAUGUUUUGGAUGCUUGUAAGGGAUUGGAACAAAAAGCUAAAACUGAAUUAGAACCACAAUUAAUAGAUUCAUCAAGGAUCAAAUUAAAGACUAAAAUUUCUUUGAACUUGAAAUAUAGAAAUUCAAACACUUUAUUUGCAGUGGAGGCUGAUGAAGAUGAUUUUUUGAACACCGACUUCGAGGCUAAAUUUUUGAAACAACAUGAAAGAGAAUUCGGUUUUACACUACAAACUCCAAUCAUUAUUGAUUCCAUAAUUGUUAAAUCCAUCAUAAAUACAAAUGAAUCAAAUGCUAAAGUUGCCAUCAAUGAUGAAUUGUCAAAAAUUACAAAAACCACACCAGUUCCAUCAACAACUCAACUUGUUAAUUUUGAAUCGGGACAAUUAGAAUCAAAAGUUUUUCAUCUAAAAGAUCUAUCACCUGGCUCCAUCAUUGCUGGACCUGCUUUAAUCAUUGAUGAAACCCAGACUUUGUUGUUAGAGCCGAACACAACGGCCACAAUACUUUCAAACCAUAUUGUUAUCACAGUCGAUUCAGAUUCACAAACAACUCUCAAGGAAGAAAUCAGUUCUGAUACACCAUUGGAACAAGCUGAUCCAAUCUUAUUAAGUGUCUUUGGUCAUAGAUUUAUGUCAAUAGCUGAACAAAUGGGUAGAACCUUACAAAGAACCAGUGUGAGUACUUCAAUCAAAGAAAGAUUAGAUUUUUCAUGUGCUAUAUUUGGUCCAGAUGGUGGAUUAGUUGCAAAUGCUCCUCAUAUCCCUGUCCAUCUUGGUUCUAUGCAAUAUGCUAUUCAAUAUCAACAUGAUUUAUGGCUAGGGAAAUUGAAACCUGGUGAUGUCCUUGUUAGUAAUCACCCAGAAGCUGGUGGUACUCAUUUACCUGAUAUUACCGUUAUUACUCCAGUUUUCUUCCAAGAUGAAAUUGUCUUUUAUGUUGCAUCGAGAGGGCAUCAUCAAGAUAUUGGUGGGAUUGGUGUAACUGCUAUGAUUCCAAAUAGUAAAGAAUUAUGGCAAGAAGGUGUCUCCAUAAAGAGUUUCAAAUUGGUUAGUGGUGGUAAAUUUGAUGAAAAAGGCAUAAAGAGGAUUUUUGAAGAACCUGCCAAAUACCCAGGAAGUAGCGCUACUAGAAAUUUACACAAUAAUUUGAGUGAUUUAAAAGCUCAAAUUAGUGCAAAUCAACGUGGUACUUUAUUAAUGCAAGCUUUAUUUGAAGAAUAUGGUAAAUUAGUGGUUCAAUACUAUAUGAAGGCAAUUAGACAAAAUUCAGAGUUAGCCAUUCGUGAUUUCUUCAAGAAACAAGCUCUUUUACAUAAAGGUGGAAAACUGAAAGCUAUUGAUUAUUUUGAUGAUGGUACACCUGUUCAGUUAGAAAUAACAAUUGAUGGUGAAAAAGGUGAAGCAUUUUUCGAUUUUACAGGAACAGGACCUGAAGUUUAUGGCCCAAUGAAUACCCCAGAGGCAAUUACACAUUCAUGUGUUAUUUAUGUUUUACGUUGUUUGAUUGACAUGGAUAUCCCACUGAAUCAAGGUUGUUUGACACCAUGUAAGAUAUAUAUUCCAGAAAACACCAUCUUAAAUCCAAGUGGAUUUGUGGCAAUUUGUGGUUCAACCAUUGCUGGUCAAAGAAUUACAGAUGUUUUAUUGAAAGCAUUUGGUAUUUGUGCAGCUUCACAAGGUUGUGCUAAUAGUUUUGGAUUUGGUACAGGUGGUAAGGAUCCAAUUACUGGUGAACGUUUACAAGGUUUCACAUUUGCAGAAGCUAUUGGAGGUGGUGCUGGCGCCGGACCAUGGGGCGGUGAAACUGUUGAUGCUUGUAAUGUCCAUUGUACCAAUACUAGAACAACUGAUAUUGAAAUCAUUGAAUGGAGAACACCUGUUCUUGUCAGUCAAUGGUGUAUUAGAAAAGGUUCUGGUGGUGACGGGUUAGUAAAAGGUGGUAACGGUGCUGUUAGAGAGAUUGAAGCUAGAAUUCCAUUGAGGGUUUCAAUCUUGUCUGAAAGAAGAGUUUUUGCACCAUAUGGUAUGAAUGGAGGUGAAGAUGGUGCCAAAGGUUUGAACAUUUGGUUUAGAAAACAGAAAGAUGGAAGUUUCAUCGCAACCAGAAUGGGUCCAAAAGAGAUCAUCAACAUCAAUGCUGGAGACAGAGUUCAAAUCAAUACACCAGGUGGUGGUGGUUAUGGUGUAAAAAUAGAUAAUUAG
This is a messenger RNA of Hansenula anomala, 3819 nucleotides long. RefSeq lists its product as uncharacterized. The record is from RefSeq and is a predicted model, not a curated record. Gene Ontology annotation, cellular component: cytosol. Gene Ontology annotation, biological process: glutathione metabolic process. Gene Ontology annotation, molecular function: 5-oxoprolinase (ATP-hydrolyzing) activity. The transcript has 2 exons. Bases 1 to 3819 code for a protein of 1272 amino acids. NCBI's taxonomy places the organism in Eukaryota, Fungi, Ascomycota, Saccharomycetes, Phaffomycetales, Wickerhamomycetaceae.